AUGUCAACCACACACCCUUUUAGUAACUUUUGCAGUGGCCCUCAUCGAUUCUUGGGAGCAUUCCGCGACAACGUUUUGGAAUUUGUUCAAGAAUUCGAUAAUCUUGGUGAGUUUCUGCAUGGCAUGAACGUUUGGCGCAGGCAGCUUACAGUGGAAGGACAAGGUGUUACGGUCCCCCUCUACAUCAUUGAAGAAGAUGUGAAGAAACUGUCCAAACGACAGACUUGUGACCAUUGCCGGAUAACAGGUUGGAGCAAGCAUCUCCUGUGCAACCGAUCAUACCAUGUGAUUAUUCUGUCGGAAGAGGAUUGGAAUAAGCCUCUACAGAAUGGUGUGCUUGAUCUGCAGAACCACAUCAUGUAUGGCUUGAUUCACUCUGAUGGUUACGGCCAUUUAUUGGGCAUAAGGGGACAUGAUGCGGGCUCUGCUCAUCUUAGUGGCACUGAGAUUAUGGACUUGUGGGACAGAAUGUGUACUCUUCUUAGGACCAGAGCAAUCUGUGUUAAAGACAAUUCUAUGAAAGCUGGGAUGGAUCUUCGAUUGUUGUUCGGAGUCGCUUGCGGACGUUCGUGGUUUGACAAGUGGGGAUACAAGUUCUAUCGUGGAAGCUACGGGAUCAGUCGCUUCGCAUACGUUGAUUCACUGAACCACAUUGGGUCACUAGAGCUUUCAAAGAUGACCGAGUCCUCCUUUGGCCACCAGUUGCAAGCAUUACUUUCGCGAUACAGGGACUUUCGAACGCUCAAAGAUCUUCUCUCCCAUCUUGUUGGGAUGAUUCAUGAGGCAGAAAAUAUGAAGAGGAAUAGCAGGAAUGUUGAUGACAUAAAGGAGCUCAAGGACAAUAGCAAAUGCAAAGCUGACAAAAUCCGCAUAGCAGUGAAUCAAUUCAAGGAGAUACUAGGCAAUGGUGCUCCUUUGAUGCCCCGAAAAGCGUUACGGGAAGCAGCGGUUGACUUGGCUCGAGCAAACAAGCAAGCUAACAGGCCAUCAGUAGGGGCUACCGCCGUUCUAGAUCAUGUGUUGUCCAACCUAGACAACGUGGUGGUUGAUGAACAUCACAUUUUUGCCCGUACAAUCACAAAGGACCACAAUGGUAGGGAUGUUUAUCAUUUGCAGCUGAAGGAGGUACCAUGGGAAGGACAAAUAUACAAUCGUACAUGCAAUGAUAUAAAACGUCUCUAUGACUCUUAUGUGAAGAUGGAGGGAUUACCCGGAGCAGACUCAAACGGAGAAGUAAAGAAAGUAAAGGAGUGUGUUCAAAUUAUACAGAAUUGUAAACAUUUUGUGAAAGAAUUUGACAUUGCUGCACAAGGGGAAUCUUUGCCACUGACAUUCAUAUGUCAAAUUCCAUGGCCAAACAUUGAUUGGAGGGAUGAGCAUCACUCCAAGAAAAUCCAAGAGGAAAGGGAGUCACCAAUUGGAGACAUGGUGGUUGUUGUUCCAGGUGAUGCAACUAUUGGAGAUUUGAAGGAAAAUGCACAGAAGGGACUGAAGGACAGUUACUAUUUCAUAAAAGAAUGCUUUGAAUUGUCCAACAUAAUGCUUUGAAUUGUCCGACAUCUUUCUCAGAUUGUGUGAUACAACACCAGCUUCUAGGGUUUUGAAUGAUAAUCCAGUUAAAUUGAUAGGGGAUGGCUUCAACGCGAAGGAUAUGAACUGUGGUUCCAAUGUGGUUUUGACCACCUGAAGACGUUCCUCUGUAAAUGCCCAGCCAAGGAGGAAGACGGUGAGAGGAUGGUGGAAUGCGACACCUGCGGCAAUCGGUGUCAUACAUUGUGUAUUGAAGGAAGGACCUCCGGUUACUUAUGACUACUCUUCAUUAGGGUUUUAUCUAGUUAAUAGCUGUCUAUUUUCUUCUUGAUCUUAUCAUCUUGUGUAAGGGUCUUAUCUCCUCAUUUCAAGGAAGAUUAGUGUGGCCCUAUGCCGGCUGCUUUGCAUGAUUUAAGGAGAUUAGUGUGGUUGAUUAGUGUGGCUCCCUAUGUCUCAAUUAGCUGUCUUGCAUGAUUUAAGGAGAUUAGUGUGGCAUCCUAUGCUGGCUGUCGUGAGUGUUGAGUGCAGUUUGCAACUCAC
This is a messenger RNA of Malus domestica (apple), 2070 nucleotides long. Its product is annotated as PHD finger protein MALE MEIOCYTE DEATH 1-like. Lineage: Eukaryota; Viridiplantae; Streptophyta; Magnoliopsida; Rosales; Rosaceae. The record is from RefSeq and is a predicted model, not a curated record.